AUGCUACUUUUUUUUCUUGUUGGUUUGCUAGUCCAUCUGGUUUUUUUUGGCUCAAUUUUUGACAUUUACUUCACAUCUCCACUGGUCCAUGGAACGACCCCACAACAGACUUCACUGCCGUCUCCGGCAAAACGUCUAGUACUAUUUGUGGCUGAUGGCUUGAGAGCUGACACAUUUUUUGAGUUGGAUGAAAAUGGAAUUUCUCGGGCGCCCUAUCUCAGAGAAAUAAUCCAGAACAGAGGUAGCUGGGGUGUGUCUCACACUCGAGUUCCUACAGAAUCCAGACCGGGACAUGUUGCCUUGAUAGCAGGCUUCUAUGAAGAUGUCAGUGCAGUUGCAAAAGGUUGGAAGGAAAACCCAGUUGAAUUUGAUUCUGUUUUUAAUGAAAGUAUGUACACAUGGAGCUGGGGCAGCCCUGAUAUUUUACCCAUGUUUGCAAAAGGUGCCAGUGGAGAUCAUAUAUUUACACAUUGUUACUCUGCAUCAAGUGAGGACUUUGCAUCUGAAGAUGCUACAGAACUGGACACUUGGGUAUUUGACAACGUGAAGAAUUUCUUCAGGUCUGCCCGCAACAACCAAACACUAUUCAAGAAAUUAAAUGAAGAAAGAAUAGUGUUUUUCCUUCAUCUGCUUGGUCUAGAUACCAAUGGACAUGCUCAUAGGCCGGGGUUCCAGUGAGUACAAAGAAAAUGUGAAAAAAGUUGAUGAAGGUAUCAAAGAGAUGGUAACCCUGAUUGAAGACUUUUAUGGAUAUGAUGAUAAAACAGCUUUCAUCUUUACCUCUGAUCACGGCAUGACAGACUGGGGUUCUCAUGGUGCAGGUCACCCUUCUGAGACAUUGACACCACUGGUUGCUUGGGGAGCCGGAAUACAUUAUCCAAGGCAAAAUGAACUGCAGCAUGUAAUUUUCUUUCCAGAAUGGAAUUUGGAAAGCUUUCAAAGAAUUGAUGUCAACCAGGCAGAUGUGGCUCCGCUCAUGACAGCUCUCAUUGGAGUCCCUUAUCCUCUUUAACUCAGUGGGUAUUUUGCCUGUGGAGUAUCUUAACAGCAGCAGUCUUUUUUUAAAGCAGAGAGUAUGCUUACGAAUGCUCUUCAGAUUCUGGAGCAGUUCAAGACCAUACAACUUAAAGGAGAAGUAUGGAUAAAGCUAUUUUGGCCUAUGUCACCUAUGGAUCAUAGGAGUGUGACCCGUUUUCAGCCAUUUUUA
This is a messenger RNA of Staurois parvus, 1207 nucleotides long. The record is from the annotation of a GenBank genome assembly. NCBI's taxonomy places the organism in Eukaryota, Metazoa, Chordata, Amphibia, Anura, Ranidae.